This is a messenger RNA of Pipistrellus kuhlii (Kuhl's pipistrelle), 1435 nucleotides long. It is a transcript of the gene MLLT11, whose product is annotated as MLLT11 transcription factor 7 cofactor. Gene Ontology annotation, biological process: apoptotic signaling pathway; positive regulation of DNA-templated transcription; positive regulation of mitochondrial depolarization. NCBI's taxonomy places the organism in Eukaryota, Metazoa, Chordata, Mammalia, Chiroptera, Vespertilionidae. The record is from RefSeq and is a predicted model, not a curated record. The transcript is spliced from 2 exons. The coding region runs from base 181 to 453 and encodes 90 amino acids. Gene Ontology annotation, cellular component: cytosol; nucleoplasm.
GAGGGGGGGCUGCAUUGCGGGGGGAGCGGCCGCCAGACAGUCCCUGAAGCGGGAGCGGGAGCGGGAAGACAAAGCCGGCAGAGCCCCCGCCGCCUUCCUCUGCAGCCAGAGCAGGGACCGAGCCUGGGGUCCUCCCUCCAUCUUUGGAACACACUGGUCACCCCCUGAUCACAGGAAGGUAUGAGGGACCCCGUGAGCAGCCAGUACAGCUCCUUUCUUUUCUGGAGGAUGCCCAUUCCCGAACUGGAUCUGUCGGAGCUCGAAAGCCUGGGUCUAUCAGAUACAUCCAUCUACAAGGUCAAGGACAGCAGCCUUGGCAAAAUGACCGGGCAAGCGGCAGGAACAGAGCCGGAGAAACACCCUGAAGGCGAUGCCCUCCUUCAGUACAGCACCUUCAACUUCUGGAGGGCCCCCAUCGCCAGCAUCCACUCCUUCGAACUGGACUCGCUCUGAGCCCAAGCCUUCUCUCCCACCAUGCCUGCAUGGUCUCCCCCUUCCAGCCCCUUCCUCCCCAUCCUUUCCCCUAUCAAUCUUGCUUUCUUCCCUCUAUUGUGUUGAGGUGGUGCUGAUGAAUUUGCCAGAGUUGUGUCUUAUUUAUUUAUUUAUUUAUGUAUUUAUUUAUUGUGUCAGUUUCUCUCAAAAGCCCUCAAGUCACAAAGUAAAGGGUUCAGCAAUGGAGUAGUUACGUCCUACCUCCCCCUCUUCCAUAUUAAUUCCAGAAAACAGGCCUGGUGGGGGCACCAGAGAGGAGUAGUGUAAAGUGGAAGGGUUGAUUUUCUUACGCUUGAGAUUGUUCAGAUUUUCCUAAUUCCUUGCUCCAGGCCAGCAAACACAAAUAUUUCUUCAAGGGCGGAAGAGUACCUUGUCCAUUUUGACAUUAUCUACUACAAGACAGUAGGAUUUCUAAAAGGCUAAGGUGAUAAGACGCUUGCUAUUUGGCUUCUGCUCCUUUUUGUAAUAAGUUCUUCUCAGAGAAAUUGGGGAUAAAGGUAUAAGAGGAAUACUAUAUCUUGGAAAAUGAAAAUAGGGGGAAGCCCUGAAUCGUUUCAGAAAUAGCUACACACUCUCUCGAAAGGGAGUUUCUUUUUUCAAGCCCACUUCCUUUACUAUUUUGUUCCUAACCGCAGGUUGAAAACUUGAGGAAAGUCACUCAACUUCAAAUCUUAAAAUGCCAUCUUGCUGACCCUUAUGAUAACUGGUAAGGUUUUGAUUCUGUUUCUAAAAGGCAUUGGGUCGGUCCUUAAUGUAGACUUGCCCUCUGCACUGGCCAUGUACACUGAUCAAUGGGCCUCAGGCACAGUCCUUCAGCUGCCUUAAGGCCACGAAACGAGCAACCCCAUGCUAACCCCACAGCCUGUUCCCACUCCUGUCCAAAGUGUUUGCUGCUGGUUUGUGCUGCAUUGACUCAUUUCUUUAAUAAAGACAUUCAACCCCA